GCAGGCGCAGUGAAGCCGGCGGGGUGGCCUGUGCCUCUUCCCCUUUAAGCGGGCUGUUUAGUGUCCUCCGUCAGGUGGCGGCGGGGCCUGGCGGGUUGGGCUGGCUCGGGGCUGCAGUCUCCCGCGCGAGCAGCAUGGCGGGCUGGGGCCGGGACCGGGAUGUGGACUUCGGGACCGGGCCCGGCGCGUCGGGUCGCGGCGGCGCCAGCGACGGUCGCAUCUACGUGGGAAACCUGCCGGCCGACGUGCGCGAGCGGGACCUGGCCGAGCUCUUCUACAAGUUCGGCCGCAUCCGCGACAUCGAACUCAAGAGCCGCCGCGGCCUCGUGCCCUUCGCCUUCGUGCGCUUCGAGGACCCGCGAGAUGCAGAAGAUGCAGUUUAUGGGAGAAAUGGGUAUGAUUAUGGAGAGUGCCGAUUGCGUGUUGAGUUCCCUAGAUCAUACAGAGGACGGGGUGGAGAUUUUGGUGGAGGACCCCGGGGGCGGAAUGGCCCUCCAUCACGACGUUCUGAAUUUCGAGUUCUUGUUUCAGGGCUUCCUCCAUCAGGCAGUUGGCAGGACCUGAAGGAUCAUAUGCGUGAAGCUGGUGAUGUUUGUUAUGCAGAUGUACAGAAAGAUGGAAUGGGUAUAGUUGAAUUUCUCCGUAAGGAAGAUAUGGAGUACGCACUGCGUAAACUGGAUGACACCAAAUUCCGAUCUCAUGAGGGUGAAACUUCCUAUAUCAGAGUCUGUCCUGAAAGAAUUUCCAGCUAUGGCUACUCACGGUCCCGUUCUGGGUCAAGGGGUCGUGAUUCUCCAUACCAAAGCAGGGGAUCACCACGGUACUCCUCCCCCUUCAGGCCAUACUGAUUGCAUCCAACAACAGGGACUUCUUAAAAUGUGAACUGAGCUGCUUUCUGCUCGGAAUUUACAUUCCAAAACUGAUGGAUAGUUUUUCGUAGGAACUCGUUUUUUUUAUUCAAUAAAAAUCUUUUUUUUAUGAUUUACAGUUCUUACUAGGGCAAUGUUGGCAACACUUUGAAAAGUUGCAGUUCAUUUUGGUGUGUUGUUUGAAAACAUGUUAAGGGUUUAUUUUUUUCCCUCCUAGCUGAGGAAAAGUAAACUCAAAAAUUUGUGCAGUUAUCUCCUGGCCUGCAGGAUGGUGCUAAACAGUAAUGGAGUGACUGUACAGCUCAGCCUGUUGUGUAGAAAUAUAUUUAAAUGUUUUAGUAACUCA
This is a messenger RNA of Gavialis gangeticus (Gharial), 1215 nucleotides long. It is a transcript of the gene SRSF9, whose product is annotated as serine and arginine rich splicing factor 9. Gene Ontology annotation, cellular component: ribonucleoprotein complex; cytoplasm; nucleus. Gene Ontology annotation, molecular function: mRNA binding. The record is from RefSeq and is a predicted model, not a curated record. Bases 135 to 848 code for a protein of 237 amino acids. Lineage: Eukaryota; Metazoa; Chordata; Crocodylia; Gavialidae. The transcript is spliced from 4 exons.